Messenger RNA from Leptopilina heterotoma, 3675 nucleotides. RefSeq lists its product as uncharacterized. The transcript is spliced from 2 exons. Gene Ontology annotation, cellular component: nucleus. Gene Ontology annotation, molecular function: zinc ion binding. The coding region runs from base 354 to 3323 and encodes 989 amino acids. The record is from RefSeq and is a predicted model, not a curated record. NCBI's taxonomy places the organism in Eukaryota, Metazoa, Arthropoda, Insecta, Hymenoptera, Figitidae.
CUCUCGAGGUCGUCGAGGCUUUUAGCAGCGCUGCUGUUGGAUUUUCAAAAUACUAUUGCUUAUGCUAUUGCUCAUCACACAUUGUACAGUCAGUGUGCAGUGUGUUAAAAUAAUUCUAAAAGCGGAGGUGAGGGAGAGAAGUGAGUAGUAGUGUUUGGAAUAGUUGACAUUUAUUGAAGUGAGAAAGAAGAUAGUGCGUUUGAGUGUGUGCGUGUGGUUUGUGAGGUAAAGGCAAAAAGGCGCUCACGGAUUUUUAUUGAACGCGCAUAUAUAGGGAAAAAAAGGAAAGAAUUGUUGUUUCAGGCAACAGGCUGUGUCUGUGUUAUUGCACUUAAAGUUUGACGCGAUCGACUAUGGAGACCCUUGAGAAGAGUCGCGUGUGUCGACUCUGUGGAAAGCACUCGGGCAUCUCCAUUGACAUAUUCGACAAAAAUGACAACCAUUUCAAGAAAAUCAACUCGAUCCUACCAAUUUCGGUGCACGAGAUGGACCUACUGCCGAAGCAAAUUUGUCACCGUUGCAGUUACAAACUCGAAGAAUUUCAUAAAUUCUACAUCGAAUGUCUUAAAACUGAUACAACUUUAAAAAAUCAAUUAUCCUGGAUGUGUAAGGAAACGGAUAGUAAAAUAAAAAAACCAAAUGGCGUGCCAAUGGUACAAAUUGAAAAUGUCAAAAUAAAAUGUGAACCACAUGAAAUUGAUCCAUUAUUAAAAAAUGUUGGCCUCAUUGAAUUUCCACUUAAUGGACUGGAGAGUGAUUUACCCGAAUGUUUACUCUAUACAACAUUCACCAAUACAUCACGCUGCCAAUGUUACUGUGAUAAUAAAUCAGACCCAACAACUGGGAAAGAAGCCAUAUCCAAAGACUGUAGACACAUUAAUUUACCUAAAACACCCGAUUUCACCUAUUUAGAUGAUAAAACAUCUAAAAAUUCCGAUAUUUUAUGGAAGAAACAAGAGACGAGAAAUCUUUUUACAUCAAAAGAAUUACGCGCACUCAGUAAGGAUAAUAUAGGCAUUGAUAAUUCAUCUCUACUCCGAAAUCUCAGACCAAGGAAACGAUCAGUCGACUAUGUGGGUGGGAAGAGGAAGAAUCGUAGUUCAGAAUCAUUGGAGAGGCCACAGAGUACCGAACCACCGACUACGAUAAUAAUCACCGAUCUUAUUAAGAAUGAACCAAUUGAUAUUGUCGAGACAGCAAGAACUUUAAGACCGAGGAAACAAUUGAAGACUGAAGUUAAGAGUCGUUCGAAAAGUGCCGAUCGUUGUAAUCGUAAUCGUUCGAAAGCGAAAGCACAGAGUGAAAUUCGGGAGUUGAAGAUAAAACGAGAAGUUGAGGAUGAGAUUAUUGAUGUUCGAUUGGAUGAUGUGCGUGAAAAGGUGGAUAAGACGAGGAAAGAUGGACUGGGGAAGAAAUGGCGGGAAUUGUACAUUGGGAUUGAGCGGAGUGACACAUUGGGUAAUGGUAGGAAAAGAUGUGAUGUUAGGAGUGUUAGUGUUUGUUUGGAUAAUGGACGUUGUGAGAACAAGAGGGACAGGAAGGAGAAGAGUGAGAGGAGUGUCAGUAGGUGUGAACCCAUUUACGGUAAAAAUGUUCAUAGUGGUGGUAGAAAGAUUCUUAGUGGUGGUGACGAUAAGGAUCGUGUUCCGCUUGUUAGGAUUCGGGAAAGUGCGAAGGACCUGGAAGAAGUUGGUAAGGAUCGACAAAGUUUUAAUAAAGAUCAAGGUGCUAGUGGAGAAAGUGUUAAUAGAGACCAAGUGGCUGAUAAAGCUGUUAGUAAAGAAUUUAGUAGGGAUCGACGAAGUGUUAGUAGAAACCGAGGAAAUGCUACUGACAGUGCUGUAAAGGAUAGUAAAGGAUGUAGUAGAGAUCGACAAAGUGCAAGUAGGGAUCGUCAAAGUGCUAAUAGAGAUCGACAAAGUGUUAGCAAAGAAGGUUUAAGCUUCAGUAAAGAUAGCUCUGCUGUUAUUAAGGAAGGAUCCACUAAUACUGCUGCUAAAGGAGGUUUUCCUGCUAAUAAAGGAUGUGCUGCUACUAAUGCUGCUAAUAAAGGAUCUGCUGCUACUAAUGCUGCUAAUAAAGCUUGUGCUGCUUCUAAUGCAGCAAACAAAGCUUCUGCUAUCAAUGCUGCUGCUAAAGGAUCUACUAUCAUCAAUGCUGCUUCUAAAACCACUGCUCUUAAUGCUGCUGUUAAAGCUUCUGCUGAUACAUCACAAUUAACAGCUUCUUCUGCCAACGAAGAAGCAACUUUUAAUGUUCCUUUCAACAAAUGCGAACGAAACGAACACACUGCACUUACGGAUAACACUCCUAAAGAUGAUGACCUCAAUUUAGGACACACUUUCACAAAGAUUAGCUUUUCUAAAGAAGCAACAAGCGACAACAUCCUUAACAAAGAAGGAACCAUCAGAAGAAGUUGCAACUUUAGUAAAGACAGAAACAACUUCACAAAUAGCGAAAGUACCAGAGAUACCAACACCAGAAGCACUGAUACCAACAAAAGCAUCAACUCCAACAGCAAAAAUGCCAACAGCAUCAACACCAACAGCAAAAAUACCAACACCAUCAACACCAACAGCAAAAAUAUCAACAGCAUCAACACAAGUGACAACAGUAACAACACUAGCAACAAAAAUAACAACACCAGUGACAACAGUAUCAACAUCAACAACAAAAGUACCAGUAGCAUCAGCACCAGUGACAAAAGCAUCAACACCAACAACAAAAGUAUCAGUUGCAUCAAUACCAACAACAAAAGUAUCAGUAGCAUCAACACCAGUAACAAAAGCAUCAACCCCAACAACAAAAGUAUCAGUAGCAUCAACACCAGUGAAAAAAGCAUCAACAGCAACAACAUUCAAACAAAAAGCAACAAAGAAAGUACCAAACACACAAAGAGUACAAUUUACAUCAAUAAAAAUCUAAACAUCAUCACUGCUGAUAUGAAGAAAAAUGGCGGAAAUUUUCUAAAGAAUAAUCGACAAACAAAUAGAACAUGUAAUAAUAAAGAACUGUUGAGAAAUAGACUGAGAAAUAUUGGUAAGGAAAGAAAAUUACAAUUAAAACGACUACCAAUGCAAUUCUCACCAAAAAUGUUAAGAAGUCAUGAUCUUUAUUUAAGAAGCGGUAGAGUUAAAUUAACAAAUACUCAUAAUAGUAAAAAAAAAUUUUGUAAGGACAUUAAAAUUAAUAAUUAUUUAGAGAAAUUCAAUGAAACAAAGAGUAAAUUUUUAAAUCUCGAUGUUAAACAUUUAUGUGAAAAAUGUAAUUAUACAUUUGCAAAUAAGGAACUAUUUCGAUUGCACGCAUGUUACAGUAACUGAGACAAGUGUAAAUUUUGUUUUUAGAUAAAAAUUUUUUUUUUUCAACAAACAAGACAAAGAGUGUCAUAAAAAUGUAGAGAUUGGUGUAAAGAUCUACAUUUUCUUUCGAAUUUAAUUUCGAAGGUUAUGAAUACAUACAUGGCAGUUAAUCUUGCAGCAAGAUUGCGGUAAGCUUGCUAUGCAAGUUUUGCAAGCUUCCUGCAAGGUUCUCCGCUAUCAAUGUGUUAUAAAAUGUAUAAAAAAAUAGGUUAUCAAAAUUUCUAGAAAGAUUUUAAUUUUAUUUACGCUUUCUUUCUAGGGUUAUUUUUAAGAUUUAAUGAAAAAAAAUUCUUCAUAUUUUUGUACCAGAAAA